GCUGGAUGCUGGAGGAGGAAGCAGACGAUCACCGACCACCGGAGCAUGUCAGCGGAGAGACGGCUUACUGUACCGCGUUUCACCGGGAACAUCCGGAGCUGCUCAGCCCAGAACCCUUGACUCAUCCCCGGAUCCCCUGAACGGAUCGAGCCGCUGCUGCCGCGGAGGAAACGGUCGGUCGGAAAGACAAGAAGCAGAAUCAGAUCCGCCCAGCAGAGAUGGCGAAGGCAGACCAGCGUUUCGGCCAGCGGGACGGUUCCGACCAGAACUUCGACUACAUGUUCAAGCUGCUGAUCAUCGGGAACAGCAGCGUGGGGAAGACGUCCUUCCUGUUCCGCUACGCCGAUGACUCCUUCAGCAACUCCUUCGUCAGCACCGUCGGCAUCGACUUCAAGGUGAAGACGGUUUAUCGCAACGACAAGAGGAUCAAGCUGCAGAUCUGGGACACGGCGGGUCAGGAGCGUUACCGAACCAUCACCACGGCUUACUACCGCGGCGCCAUGGGCUUCAUCCUCAUGUAUGACAUCACCAACGAGGAGUCCUUCAACGCCGUCCAGGACUGGGCCACUCAGAUCAAGACGUACUCGUGGGACAAUGCUCAGGUCAUCAUGGUGGGAAACAAGUGCGACAUGGACGAGGAGCGAGUCGUCCCUCCGGAGAAAGGAAAACAUCUGGCCGACCAGCUAGGCUUCGAGUACUACGAGGCGAGCGCUAAGGAGAACAUCAACGUGCGGCAGGUCUUUGAGCGUCUGGUGGACAUCAUCUGCGUUAAGAUGUCGGAGCGCGUCGACGUGGAGGCGCCGGCGGCUCCCGGAUCCAAAACCACCAAACUGACCGACAAACCGGCCCAGCUACCUCAGAAGUGCUGCUGAUUCGACCCACUGACCGGUUCUAACUAUCCUAACAUUCCUUCGUCCUCACUCGCUCUGCUUCAGUCCAUGUUAGUGAGCCGUCGAUAAUCACUGCUGCCGACCUGCCAACAUUCAAACAUCGUCCUCUGAACUCUGCAGCCUCAGAUGGUCAGUCUGACGGGCUGAAAGGCCGCGGGGCUGCUGGGUGGAUGUUCGCUGCUCAAACUGAUGUUGAAACUAAUGAAUCUCAGAGGAGGGAGGAGAACCGGUUCAUUCAACAGCUGCUCGUCUUUAAUAAGUCGAUGGUUUCUGUCAAAGUUAAUCAAAGCUGAGGUCAAAGAUCCACUUUAAGCUGCAGAACCUCAAACCAGAGUUAUUUGACAAAGAUGAGGAUUCUGUUCAGUUCACUUAUGAGUUAUUUGGGACCAAAAACGAACUUCUGUAAAGUAUUUUGGCUGAAUUCCUGAGGUUCCUCAACCACCCAUGUUCUUUCCAUUUUCAGGUUCAGUAAUUAAACUGGAUCGGUUCAGUCGUUCUGAUCUGAUGGAACUAUUCUGUCUGUUCUCACCACAGCUUUAUCUCUGGAGAUACUGAACCUUUGAAAUGGUUGAAAAUGGAUGAAAUUCUCUAAAUUCAGCCAAAAUAUUUUUCAAAUCUUUGUUCCAUCCAUCCAUCCAUCCAUCCAUCCAUCCAUCCAUCCAUCCAUCCAUCCAUCCAUCCAUCAUCCAUCUUCUUCCUCUUAUCCAGGGCCGGGUCGUGGAGGCAGCAGGUGAAGCAGGUCAUUACAGAUCUUCCUCCUCCCAGAGACUCGUUCCAGCUCUUCCUGGAGGAUCCCGAGGCGUUCCCAGGCCAGAUGAGAUACAUAAUCCCUCCAGAGAGUUCUGGUUCUACCCCGGGGUCUCCUCCCAGGCAGACGUGUUCAGAAAACCUCCAAAGGAAGUCUCCCUGGAGGAUCUGAAUCAGAUGUCCAAACCAAGGAUCAGCAGCUCUACUCUGAGCUCCCUCCAGAUGUCUGAUCUUCUCCCAUCUCUAAGGCUGAGCCCAGACACCCUACAGAGGAAGCUUAUUUCAGACGCUUGUAUCUGUGAUCUCGUUCUUUCUGUCACUACCCAGAGCUCAUGACCACAGGUGACUGAGAGCUUCUCCUUGAGGCUCAGCUCUCUCUUCACCACGACGGUUCGGUACAACGCCUUCAUUACUGCUGACGCUGCACUAAUCCUCCUGUCCAUCUCUAGCUCCAUUUUCCCAUCACUCAUGAAAAAGAUCCCGAGGUACUUGAACUCCUUUGCUUGGUCUUUGUUUUUGUUUUGGUUCCUAAAUAACAUCAAGGUGAACUGAACAGAAUGUGAGAAGGUUCUAUGAGAACUGACAGACUGAUCUCCAUCCCGUCAUCAGAACAAACAUCUGGCCAUCAGCUGCUCCAGAUGUUCAGACCCGUCAGACUGAGCUGCAGCAGCGCCUCAGCGCAGCACUGCCUCCUCUCCAAGUGUAGCACAACAUGUUCAGUGUUUACAGCCUCCAUCUCACCGUCACCGGCCUCACCUGUGCUGCUUCUGGCUCAAACACACUUCAGGGCUACAACAUCGGCGCUGCAGGGCUGGAAGGCUGCAUGGCUGCUGAGCUGCAGAGCGACAUAGCUGCAGGGCUGCAGGGCUGCAGCUGUGUCGCUCUGCAGCUCGGCAGCUUUGGGUGUUUGCGAUGAACUCGGUUCCCCUCGGCAGGUGUCGUCACGUAGCCGCCGUGUUUCCUCCAUGAAGGUGUGUGUGAGUGUGUGAUAUUAGUCAGACAUGUUCAUCUGGUCAUCAUGAUAUUUAUCGUGAGGGUUCUUGUGUUUGUGUACAGUAUCUUUGACUGGAGUGUGAUAUUUUGAUAAAGUUAGCUGAGAUUCAGGACGAGUUUCAGGAAAAAAACGGAGUUGAAAAAAAGUCUUAAAUAUUCUGAAGAAGAGAAACUAUAAUCCUGCCAAACUGUUGUUUAUCGACCACAGCGCACGUUUCUGUGUGUGACUCCCCACCAUGUGUCUUCAUAUUGAUGAGAUAAUAAUAUUGACAUUGUCUUCAUAUGAUUAUUUUUUAAGUGAAUUUGUAAAUGAUAGAAUUAGAGAUUAUACUGGUGUUGAGUAUGGAUUUAUUUUUAUGCAGUGUAAACCAUGGACAAAUUCUAUAGAGAGUUUAUGUAAACUUGUUGUCUUACAGUUCACUCCUGUUCGGGGAGAAGCACAAAGUGAUUGUACAAAAUAUUGUGAAUGUUUGUAUAUUAUAGAUGCAAUUUAGUAUAAUAAAAAUCACAAUCUUUAA
This is a messenger RNA of Acanthochromis polyacanthus (spiny chromis), 3148 nucleotides long. RefSeq names its product RAB3B, member RAS oncogene family (gene rab3b). The transcript is spliced from 5 exons. Gene Ontology annotation, molecular function: GTPase activity; GTP binding. NCBI's taxonomy places the organism in Eukaryota, Metazoa, Chordata, Actinopteri, Pomacentridae. The coding region runs from base 219 to 872 and encodes 217 amino acids. Gene Ontology annotation, cellular component: synaptic vesicle; endosome; plasma membrane. The record is from RefSeq and is a predicted model, not a curated record. Gene Ontology annotation, biological process: regulation of exocytosis; protein localization to plasma membrane; protein secretion.